This is a messenger RNA of Bradysia coprophila, 1698 nucleotides long. RefSeq lists its product as uncharacterized. Lineage: Eukaryota; Metazoa; Arthropoda; Insecta; Diptera; Sciaridae. The record is from RefSeq and is a predicted model, not a curated record.
UUACUAGCUUAUCAGUGAACUAACUCAAUCAAAACGGUCUUUAAGUGUUGAUAACGUAAUUAAUUGAACCAAUUAAAAUAAUGGGAAAAUUUCAAAUUAUUUUACUGUUUUCGGUUGUAACGUGUACGAUUAUAUCGACAGUACAAUCUGUCCCGGUGUCCGAUACAAGUGUCGAAAGUGAAAAUGCAGCUAAAUGCAAAAAAUUGUGCGGAUUCUGUGGCUGUGCUGGAUAUUACUGUGGUGAUGAAUGUCUGUGCGAAUGUAACAGUGCUGCCGACGGCGACGCAGAAUGUGUGAACACGAUGAAAAGUAAUUGCAAAAAAUUGGAACUACCAUUCGAAGUCCUGAUCCAGGGUCCCAAUGCAAAUCGCAUGGUUCGAAGCUUACUGUACGCGAAUCCAGAUGAAGAGGUUUGUGUUCAAUCGUCCGAAUCGAAUCAAAAGAAACGAAGCACAAUCAGCAUCUACAAGCCCAACGAAAUUCGACAAAAGGAUGAAGUUCUCACGUCGCCAAUGGUCGGAGAUGCAGCUACACAUUUAAGUGAUAGUCCAAUAGUUCAUGUUAUUGUUGCACAAAAAACAGAAUCAAAAGUUGCAGACGUUAAGCCAGUGAAAAUUGAAGCCAUCAACAAGGAUAUUACAACAAACGAGGAGGUUAUAUUCAACGAGGAAAUUACAACCAAUGAGGAUAUCACAAACAACGAGAAUAUUCAUUUCGAAGGAAACACAGAAAAUAUGGAAAAAUCAGGAGUUGAUGAUACACAUACCAACUCCCAAAACGACAAUUAUAACCUGCCUGUAUCAAGUGAUGCUGUUGACCGCACAAAUAUCAAAAGACACAUCAUUGAUGUAAACCAGGACAUUUCAGAAUAUCCCAGUUUGGACGAUGACAGUUAUAUGUACAAACGAGAUGCUGAGGAGCCAAUUCCAGAGCCUGCUGUAGAUGACACUGUUGCAGCAGCAGCGCCUCCAGCACCACCAGCACCUUUGCCAAAGAUGCGUAAAAUUCUUGAUAGUAUUCCAUCCAGUACCGAAAUUCAAAACGCAUGGGACGCUGUUCGUGCCGAAAUGAAUGAAAAAAUCAAUUUGACUAUCGCUGCUGCACAAAAGAAAGCUGCUGAUUUACGAUCAAAAUUUUCUCCAGCACCAGCACCUUUACCAUCACCAGCUAAACCAGCAUCGCCAUUAAAAUUCAAUCCAUUCAACAAAUUCGAUAAAGAUGUUGGCGCAGCAAGCAACCCAGCCGUUCCAUUCCUACCGAUCAAUCCAUUAUCGCCAAUUCCCAUUGACACACAAUUUGCCAAAAAUAUUGCUGCAGCCAGGGCAGCCUUGUUACCAAAUCAAUUAGCUAAAAAUUAUCGGGCAAAUGACUUCAGAAAGAGAUGGAACAAGGGCAGUUGGUUGACUCCAUGGUUGGUCGGCUCACCUCAGGACGACGAACAACCACAAGGUGCCGGUGAUGUUGGUGCACCACCUCCAGAAGAACCAAUUCCACCAGUUGAGGAGCCGAAGACAGAAUAGAUGGAGCUAAAAUCCCUCCCCUUGUGUUAUUGUAAUUAAAAUAACAACAAAAGCAUCACUUGUGCAAAGUCUUCGUUGUCGCUCAUCAACCAAUACAGGACCAAAAUUUGCAUUGAGCGUUUUUUUUAUACUAUUUUUGUACAACCAAAUCGAUAGAAAUAAAUUUUGUUAAAAUAAC